Messenger RNA from Nicotiana tabacum (common tobacco), 1209 nucleotides. NCBI's taxonomy places the organism in Eukaryota, Viridiplantae, Streptophyta, Magnoliopsida, Solanales, Solanaceae. The record is from RefSeq and is a predicted model, not a curated record.
AUGCAUAAUGUUAGCCGAGAUUUGCUUAGUGGAGUGUUAUUUCGUUCUAGUACUCAUGCAAUUUGGGAGGAUCUGCGAAAGCAUUUUGAUAAGGUGACAACUUCUCGUAUGUUCUAUCUGUAUAAGUUUCUUAUGGGGCUUAAUGAUGGAUAUAGUCAAGCACGCAGCCAAAUUUUGAUGAAAUCUCAUGUUCCUAAUGUUAAUCAAGCAUAUGCGAUGUUGCUUCAAGAUGAGAGUCAAAAACUGGUAGUAGGAGGGCACUGUGUGUUGACUGAAAACAUGGAACCUACUGCCCUAUUUACUACUAAGCAAUAUGCACCAGUUUUUACACCUGAACAGUACUCUCAAAUCCUCAAUUUCUUGAAUAAAACUUUAAUUGGUGAACCUAGUGAAAACAUGGCAGAUAUUUCUCUAUCUGAUUCUGAUUCUAAUCCUACUUGGAUAGAAAACACAGGGGCUACUAAUCAUAUGACAGGUAAUGAACGGUUGUUGGUUAAUGCUACUAAAGUAGGAAAUUCAGCACAGGUUCAAAUGCCUAAUGGAGACUCUACUCAAAUUACUCAUGUAGGAAAUUGCCACUUGACAGGAGGUGAUUUCAUUAAAGAUGUUCUGUGUGUACCAGCAUUUAAAUUCAACAUCUUAUCAGUUUCAAAACUGACUAAAGCUUUGCAGUGCUUUGUUAGUUUCUAUCCUGAUUUCUUUAUCUUCCAUGACCUCUUCAUUGGGAGGGUGAAGGGGAUUGGUAAGAAAGAAGAGGAACUCUAUAUCUUGAGACCAAAGGACAAUGCUGAAAUCAAGGAGCAGAUGAGGUCUUUGGCAGUAAGAGGGAUCACAGAUUCAGAGUUAUGGCAUAAGAGGAUGAGUCAUGCCAUAGAACAAAACUUCUCUUUUCCAGUUAUAUCCAUCCCCUCUGCUACACUAGAAGAUCUUGUUCCCAUUCCAUCAUAUGUAUCAAACCAGCCACAAGCAAUAGAUUCACCUGAAAUAGAAGUCUUUGAUAUUGCAGAAUCAACUCCCCUCACUGCAAAUUUAUCUCCUUCUACUUCUGUACCUAUUCUCGAUUCAGAGCUACCACCAGUUACUAAUCUAGACACACCACAUAGAAAAUUUGGAAGGGUGUCUAAGCUACCUAUUUGGUUGAAGGAUUUUGUUGUCCCUGGCAAAGCUGCUGCUGCUUGUCUCUAUCCAUCGUCUAAUGUUGUUAACUAG